CCGCGUAGAGCUUUCGGUUUUUUGGACUCCUGUCGAGGCGGGGUGACGUCAUGCAGCAGUCCAGCAGAGGCUCCACUUUUCCCCCCUCACUCAAAUUGUAACCACCAGCAUCAGAAGAUCAGAAGCGGUGGGGCACACAACAGAGGACACUUUCUAAAAGAUUUAUAUUGUUUUGUUUAUUUGCAGCGGGGACCGCCAAUUAAACGAUCUUCUUUUAGCAUCCAGAUCUCACAAAAGGAAUAAUUUGGUCACAGAAGAAACCGCUUUGAUUUUUAGUGCAUUUUUAACCAACCCCUGUUUGCAUGCUGGUGUUCAGUAAGCAAUAUACAUGAGCGUGCCAUUUUACAACACCUCGCCUGUUUAGGCUGGAGAAGCCUCUUUUUUUACAUCUAUUUUUUUAAUGACACAUUCUCUACUGCUCAGCUACAUUUGCUAGCGUGUGUCGGGGGGCGCAAGAAACAACAGACCACGGCGGACAAUCGUGGGGUUUGGAUGAGGUGUUUGAAUCCAGCCUUACGUGAACAAUUGUUGAGAUUUCCAUAGGCAAUGCCAUCUUGCAAUGCAAACAUGCUGGCUGUUGGAUUGCUCUACCUGGGAUUAGUUCUUGCACUGGAGGUUGUGGAUCCCACCAGAGCCAUUGAAGCCCCGAAGACGUGCAGUCCAAAGCAGUUUGUAUGCAAAGACCAGGUAACCUGCAUCUCCAAAGGGUGGCGCUGUGAUGGGGAGAAAGACUGUCCAGACGGCUCUGAUGAAUCUCCUGAUAUAUGUGAGUGCUGGGGUUUAUCUGACACACGGAUGCGAUGCGAUACCUUGUCAAGGCAGAACUGAAAUAUUUUGACUGUCUUGUUUUGCAACGUUAUAAACUGA
Molecule: messenger RNA, 867 nt
Organism: Danio aesculapii
Lineage: Eukaryota; Metazoa; Chordata; Actinopteri; Cypriniformes; Danionidae
Product: very low-density lipoprotein receptor-like
Exons: 2
Coding region: 547-828 (93 amino acids)
Cellular component (GO): plasma membrane
Molecular function (GO): protein binding
Source: RefSeq, a predicted model, not a curated record